This is a messenger RNA of Pantherophis guttatus, 5900 nucleotides long. RefSeq lists its product as uncharacterized. Lineage: Eukaryota; Metazoa; Chordata; Lepidosauria; Squamata; Colubridae. The record is from RefSeq and is a predicted model, not a curated record.
UGUUGUUAAUCCAUGUAACAUCCGAGGCAGGGCCUUUGCACCAAACUCCCUACUGGUAUGAACCUGCCCAGAUUUACACAGACAUAGCCCAUUUACACACACACGCACACACUCCACCAGACUGGAUAGUACUUAGUACUUAUAGUACAUUCAAAUGAAACAUAAUAUGGAUUUCUGAAUAUUCAGCAUAAUUUUUAGAGGAGCCAUGGCGGAAAUUAUGUUUUUGAAUGUAGUAGUAACCUGCCAGUAAAUAGCAAUAAAGCUCCCUGCUAAUUCAAAACGAUCCGUGGAGCUGGCAAAACAAUUUCUCCCGAUGCGCUAGCUUUUUACAGUACUUGCCCAGGAUGAUUUUUUUUUUACUCCUAGCUCUGAAGAAAAAGGCGUUGGUAACUUAAAAAGCUUCUCCUGGGCGGCACCUAAAAUAAGUGUUUUUCAGCGUAGAAGAAGCCCCUCUCCCAUCUUGCCAGGAGAGGGCUCCGCUUACUGUUUCCUAGGAAGUAUCAGGGCUUUUCCAUUUCGCUCCGCUGAGCCAGGAGGAUGAACUUCCUGUAGUAAAUAGAUUUGCCGCCAUCGUGAAAGCUAUGAGAUAGAUAGGACCGAGAUAAGUGGCCCGGCGGACAUCGAAUCAACGCUUCGUCACUCGACCAGAGUGAAGACUAGCAUCAAUUCCGAGAUAACUCCGAAUAAACUGGCAGCGGGUCAGGUCCGCAACAGAGGUGAUGGGAUGGCAACCAAGACUGAGAAGCAGACAUCCAUAAAAGAAGAACCAGAGCAUGUAGAAAUGCAGGUGAUGUUUAGAGGAGGAUCUAAAGAGAGUAGCUCUCAAAGAUAUAAACAGGAAAGGGGGACUGUAAGUCACUACAAUGUGCUGCCAGAGAGAAGAGAAAAAGCUGCUUCUGAUAAAACACAAAGCAAAGCUGGUCAGUGCAAGGAGGGGAAUUUAAAACGCCUUGACCAAAUAGUGAUCCAGCAACUCAUCCACAUCGGAGAAAGUAAAAUUACCCCUAAAAAACAGGAAAAUAGCUUCUGUCAGAAUGUAGGCAUCAAUAGACCUCAAAUUCUCCAUUUAGGAGAGAAGCCGUAUCUCUGCAUCAUUUGUGAAAAAACUUUCCGCAACCACUCAGGGCUUAUGGUCCAUCAGAGAAUCCACACAGGAGAGAAGCCGUACAAGUGCCCUGAUUGUGACAAGAGCUUCAACCAGCGAUCCCAUCUCACUUCUCACCAUGGGACCCACACAGGUGAGAAGCCAUUUAAAUGCUUUGACUGUGGGAAGAGCUUCAGUUACAACUCUGGGCUCAUCAUACACCAACGAAUUCACACUGGGGAGAAACCAUAUAAGUGCUCCAACUGUGAGAAAAGCUUCAGCCAAAAAUCUCAUCUCCUUUCGCAUCAGAGGACCCAUAUGGGUGAGAAAUCUUUCAAAUGCCCCGACUGUGGGAAAAGCUUCAGUUACAACUCUGGUCUAGUAAUACAUCAACGGAUCCACACUGGGGAGAAACCAUAUAAAUGUUCUGACUGCGGAAAAAGCUUCAAUCAGAGAUCGCACCUUAUUUCUCAUCAAGGCAUUCACACAGGGCAGAAACCAUACACAUGCCAGGAUUGUGGCAAAAGUUUUAGCUUCAAUUCUGGGCUUGUUAUUCAUCAGCGGCUUCAUACUGGAGAGAAACCGUAUAAGUGUCCCAACUGUGGGAAGAAUUUCAAUCAGAAAUCGCACCUUAUUUCUCACCAGAGAAUCCAUAUUGGGCAGAAAACUUAAAUUCUAAAGACAAUUCUGUAUAGGUUAUUAAUAUUAGCAUUGUCUUUGCUCUCUAAAUGGUAGCUUUGGAAGAACUGUGUGUCGUCAUCUGUGGGCCCAGAAGCAGUGGACUUAUUUUAGGAUUUUGAAAUUCUCUUUGUACUUAUAUGUUCAAUAUUUCAAAAUGUGUAGCAACAAAGAAAAGUGACAGCCAAGAGCAGUGGAUAUAGAACAAGAGGACUGAGGUCAGGGGUUAAUAAGGCUACAAGAAGUAUAAAAAUGCCAGAAAGCUAAGACUUAAUGUAUUUUAAUAUUCGUUUUUCAAUUUUAUGAGAAAAUAACAUUGUAGUUUGAAAUGUAAAACAUUUAUUAGUAACUAGAGGAAAAUGCUUUAAAAUGAUCAUUAAUGUGUUAAUAUAGAUUCUUAGCCUGUGCAAAACAUAUAUAAAUAGAUAUAUUGCACUCUUUCCAAAGUUUCAUCAAGGCAUAGAGAGAAAGAGGGUAGUUGGACUGGACCCCCACUGCUGAACACAUCCUUGAUGCUGUGUUCCUUUUUGGCUUGGGAGUUUGCUAUGCUUAGAUUUGAAAGGGAAACCUUAUAUUUCUACAAACAAAAAAAAGUCACAUCACAUGGAAUGCUGGAAUAAAGAUGUGAUACAUAGAUAGUAGCCACACAGACCGAUCUUUGUUCCUCUACAAAUCCUAGACUAUAUUGUAUGGAGGCAACUUUGGAAUUUCAAAGUGUAGUAAAUCAAGAAUUCAUCCUUGUUAAUCUCUAGAUUUUCUCUAAUGCUUUUUAUAGGAGGUUGCCUGUGCAGACUUUAGUAUUUAAAGAAUGCAUCAAGGUUACAAAUGCAAGUUAAAGUAUGGUUUGUUUAAAUUAAUGCAUAACUUCAGUUUUCUUCAAUUUAAUUGAUUAGACGUGCUUCUGAGCAUCAUCCAAAGUGCUGCUUAUUCGGCUAUAUUAUUCAAGAUUGCCACAUGAGGCUGUCCCCUGCAGUGAUCCUCAGGAACCCUGUUAUUUGCCCUUGUGUGACACCAGUAUGUGGAAUUCUCUGCGCCAAGUGAUCUGUUGACCCUUUAUUUGGUCAACAUUGGUAUUUUUAAAGAAACAUUUUGUUCUACCUCUCUUUCCAUACCUUUUGUGAUUUUAUUUUAAUUUUUGAAUAUUCGAUCUAGGUUCCAGAUUGUUUGUAGAUCGUUGUUGUUAUUUUUGUUGUUAUUACUACAUUGGAUCCAGACUUAGUCGCACUUAAAAAAAAAAACCCACUGAAAUCAGAGAGGGUUAAGGUAUCUGUAACUAACCUGUACCAUUGAUUUGAAUGUGCUUAUGUGUAACCAUGAAAGGUAAAUGACUUUCUUCACUGUUGUUGAGCUCCAGUUUUCAACAGCACUUGGCAUUAUGGUCACCAGUGAGAGAUGGUAGAAAUUGCAGCAUAACAACAUCUGGAAGGCCAUUGGUUACCCAGUCUUGGACUACUAUAGUAUUGGAUGCCGUCUGCUGCCCUGAGACCAAGGGGCUGAAAAUAUUAAAUGUAAAUAUUAAGUCAAUUGUAAAUAUUAAGUCAGUCAGUAUUACAUUUUUAAGCAUUGAUCAUUACGGCUUAAUCGCAGCCACUCUUCUGUACAUAUAACAUUACUGAUUAGAAUGGUGUAUUCGGUAGUUUUUAAAGUAUUGAAAAAUGUUUCCUUGCAAUAAGUGGGGAGUGUACAAUGCUAAAAUGCAUUUUUAAAAAGAUAUUCUGAUACUGGUUGUUUGCUUAGAUUUUUACUUUUUACCAUUUUCUCUCCCUCCGGUUAGGCUAAGACCAAGGUUGACAGAACAAUUUGGCUACAGUUCAAUUCUUAAUUUGCUUACACCCAAUAGACAAAAUCUUGCCAGACCAAACCCUUACUACUCUUACCUUAACAGAUAUAACUUCAGAGAUCCUAAGCAGUGGCUAUUCUUACUCUCUUCUUCUGUCUCCUAUCCAGCUCUGGACUGGGCUGCCUCUUGUCUCGUUCUUUCCUAAUGUGUUCCUGGGUAACUAUAACUGCACUGUAGUCCAUCACACAAACUUCGCCUUUUGAGGGCACUCUCUCUCUCACCUCCUCAAAAUCAAAUGUAGCCAUUACGACCCUAAGAGAAUUUAUUUGCUUGAAUUAGCUUUUUAACAACACAAGUAAAAGAGUUUAAAAACAAAAAAACCCUGGAACCAUGCACUUUUCACUUUUUUCACUUUUCACGUACCAGAUGGUAGAAACUUUGACAAUAGUGCAUCUUCAGAACAGUUUUUCCUGCUAAUCUGAGUAGUCAAGUUCAUAGCAAGAGAGGUGAUCCCAUAGACCAGGGGUGUCAAACUCAAGGCCUGGGGGCCGGAUCUGGCCCGUGGGGUGCUUAGAUCUGGCCCGCGGGGCCACCCUGGAAACAGCGAAGGACUGGCCCAUGAUGCCUCUUUCAGCGAAAAUGGAGCUCAGGAGCCCAUUUUCUCUGGCAGAGCGCUUGGGCCAACACAGGCACCCCGACAUGAGUGACGUCGAGCUGGUCACGCCCAUCCCAGCCCCCUGAGGUCAAACACAACCCUGAUGUGGCCCUCAAUGAAAUCAAGUUUGACACCUGGCCAUAGAUUGUCAAGUUCUAAACUGUGUAGCGUUUUAUGAGUCAUUAUUGCCCUGGAAUUAUUCCUUUUGUUUAAACACAAUUUUUAUAAAAAAUUUUAUACAAGAAUGCUUGAAUUAUUCCCAGAAAACGCCAGCGAUUAUUGAUCUUUAUUACAGGAAUCAUAUGAAUUCUAUACACUAUGGCGGUCAGCAGCCUAGCUGCCCUGCUUGGUAGUAUUUGCAAUUUCUAGACCCUUUUCAAGAAUAGCCUCACACGCAACACAGUUAAGGCAGAUGGUCAAUUUUGCCACAGUCCAGCUGGCUCAGGAAGGGUCGCAUUUGAUGUAGUGGCUUGUAACUGUGCAAACAUUCUUCUUGCCAAAUUUGCUGUCUGCAAGUCCUGUGACAGAUGGAGAUCGAGGGAUACUUCCAGACCCCAACCUGCUCCUUCUGGGGGCUGCAACCUUGUGCAGAGGAAGCUUCUCUCUAUCCCAGAAGUCCUACUUUUUCCAUACCAACAGCAGCUCCGAUUUGUCUGGAUUUAAUUUCAACUUGUUUACUCAUCCAGCCUACUAUCAGGAUUUAAGCAACAUUUAGGGCUACUGAUUCUUUCCUUGAAAAUUGGGUUCAGUAGAGCAGGAUUUCCUAUGGGUAAGACUCUGGAUGAAUUCCCCCCCAAUAAUGUCAUGUAGAGAUCUUAGUAAUAAGUCAUUGUUUGACAUUGAAAUCUAUUUGCAAUCUAUUUGAGUGUGUGGGUGUGUAGCUGAGAACAAGAAGUGUAUUGUUGCCCACUGAGUGCUAAUCCAUCUCAGCCUUUCCUUACUCAGUGUCAGUUAAAUGGCUGGUGGAAUAUGGAAGUUAAAAUUGAGCAUAUUUGGAGCAUACCAGGAGACAGCAACCUAGUAAAUAUUUCCUGAUAUAACAUUUUAGGAGUCAUACUAAUUGUCCUAUAAAAAAAAUUAAAGGAAUGCCAAUAGAAAUAAAAAUCUGGAGAGAGAAUGUGGUUACUUUUUAGCGUUUUUUUAAAAAUUCUUCAGUGCAUGCUAUCAACUUUAGGAGUCAACCAUGUGUAGCAAUGAGGCAAGAAUUCAAAAUGUUUUGACAUUUAUAGAUAGUCCUUAAUUUACAACAAUUGAAACUGGAACUUUUUGUCAUAAAUUGGAUGGUUGUAAAUCAAGUCAUGACAUGACCGGGCCUAAUUUUAUGACCAUUUUUACCACGGUCGUUAAGCAAAUCCAACUUUCCCAGUUGAUUUUUUUUUUGUCAGAAAUCAGCUGGGAAGGUCACAAAUUGGGAUCCCAUGACUGCAGAAUGCUGCAACUGGUCAUAAAUGUGGGGUUACUGUAAAAUCACUUCUGCCCCCCACCCCCCAAGGCUGUCUUAACUUGAAACCAUCUUUAAAUGAAUGGUUGUAAGUACAACCAUGUACCUUAGCAAGAUACUAAAAUAUUAGUGACCACAUUAUUCUGCCCAUAAAGUGUAAACUCUUGGAAAAUUAAUACUAAUUUUAAAUGGUCUUUUCACUGUGUCUUGUCAAAUGCAAUGUCUUGAAUAUCUUGCUCAAUAAAAAUAUAAUUUCUUUUUA